Psilocybe cubensis is the source of this 969-nucleotide messenger RNA. RefSeq lists its product as uncharacterized. Bases 1 to 969 code for a protein of 322 amino acids. Gene Ontology annotation, biological process: glucan catabolic process. Gene Ontology annotation, molecular function: hydrolase activity, hydrolyzing O-glycosyl compounds. The transcript has 11 exons. NCBI's taxonomy places the organism in Eukaryota, Fungi, Basidiomycota, Agaricomycetes, Agaricales, Agrocybaceae. The record is from RefSeq and is a predicted model, not a curated record.
AUGUGGCUACGUUGGAUUAGUGUUGCUGUGAACUUGCUAGUAGUAUUUCCAGCAUUUCCACAAACCUUUGGAGCGACGUAUAUUCUGUCUGAAAAUAUCAUAGGAGAUGCCUUUUAUUCACAUUUCGACUGGGAGGCGGUACCCGAUCCAAAUCACGGAAGAGUAAACUAUGUCGACCAGGCCACCUCGGUUGCCCAAAAUCUGACCUAUGCCAGCUCGGAUUCCUUCAUCCUCAGAACUGAUUACACUAGUGUUCUGGGCAUUGACGGACCUGGAAGGAACUCUGUGAGGAUCAGAAGCAAGAACACCUAUACAACACAUGUGGCAAUUUUUGACCUGCGGCAUAUGCCCCAAGGCUGCGGAACAUGGCCUGGAGUAAAAGAAGUCAAAGAAUCAGAUAAACCAAAGGGUGGAUUAGUGGAUAUCGUUGAAGGUGUUAACGACCAGCCACCGAACUCAAUCAGUCUUCAUACAACAGAAGGAUGUACUAUGCCUGCAAAACGACGCCAGAAAGGAGUGAGCGGACAGCUUGACUGCAAUAGCCUCGUGAACGCCAACGAAGGAUGCAAGGUCACCGACCCUGCCUUGCCGGAUUAUGGACCCCAAUUCAACGUCAUGGGCGGCGGAUGGUACGUGCUGGAACGCACAGAAGAGCACAUUAGUGUUUGGUUCUGGACGAGGCAUGACCCUUCCGUGCCUUUCGAGAUCAAACACGGCUUCCUAGAAGUAGACUCGACGACAUGGGGUCCACCAGUGGCCUACUUCCCUAACGACGAUUGUAACCCUAUGAGCAAGUACUUUGAGGAACAUAACAUUAUCAUCAACCUUACGCUUUGUGGAGACUGGGCAGGGGGUCCUGCGUACGAGCAAGCUGGGUGUCCUUCUACAUGUGCCGAUUUUGUAAACAACAACCCAGCUGCUUUCAUUGAAGCUUACUUCGAUUUUGCUGCCGUGCGCGUGUAUAUCUGA